CUACGUACAAAAUCUUAAGGAGUCAGUUAAGGGAUUUAAAUACUUGCCGAUUUAUAUACACUGCAUUAAUUACGGGAUUAUUCGUUCAACACUAAGCAAAAAAAAAUGAUAAAAAUUCCGGAAGAAAUUAACCUUGAAAAUUAUACUCUGAUACUUCCUUCGGUGUCUGUUGGAAAUGUUGGACAGUUAUGUAUCGAUCUAUUAAUAUCUACUUUAAAUUUGCAAAAAAUUGGAAGUUUAUGGAAUUCUGUGUUCCUCCCAAUCUGUGGACUUGAUCCUUAUGAUAAAAAUUCUAGUUCUCUUUGCACUACUGCUGACUUUUACCUUGGAACAUAUUAUAAACUAAUUCUUUUACAAUUACGUUCACCUUGUGUUAGUAAUUCAAAUGAUUUCCUUAAUGAAUUAGCACAAUUUAUACAAGAAAAAAAAAUUAAAAAGGCAGUAAUUUUAACCAGUAGUUAUGGUUAUGAGCAUGUAAACAGAUCUGACUCUAAUGUAAGCUAUCUUACUUCAGACGAUUCUUUAUUAAACGAUGAAAAGCUUCUUGAAAGUCUUCUUUGGAAAAAACAUAUGAAAUAUAUUGCAACAGAAUCUGUGGAUCCAUAUUAUAUUUCUGGUGGUGGAUUUGCAAGUGGUCUUUUUAUACAUUUUAAAUCAAUGCAAAUUCCCUCUACAGUUCUUUUUCGUUAUUGUUCAGAAGGAGAUAAUGUUUCUGAUGCAUUGAUACUCUUCCAAGGAUUAAAUAAAUGGUUGAAUUUAAUAAAGGAUAGUACUAAUAAUAGUAUUAAGUAUCCACCUUCUUGGGAAUUCUUUUUUGGUAAUCCACCUACUUCUGAUAUGUACUAA
Molecule: messenger RNA, 846 nt
Organism: Eufriesea mexicana
Lineage: Eukaryota; Metazoa; Arthropoda; Insecta; Hymenoptera; Apidae
Product: proteasome assembly chaperone 2
Exons: 3
Coding region: 106-846 (246 amino acids)
Biological process (GO): proteasome assembly
Cellular component (GO): cytosol; nucleus
Source: RefSeq, a predicted model, not a curated record